GUGGAAAUAGGGGAAGGGGUCAGAUUUAUCCUGAUGGUAGCAAAAGUAACAAUACAGUUUAUAAUGCUACGGCAGGAGGGAUAAUAAGCAAAAUUUUACGAAAAGAAAAAGGGGGAUACGAAAUAACCAAAGUGGAUGCAUCGAAUGAACGCCAAGUAAUUGAUAUUAUCCCUCGAGGCCUAGAACUUCUUGUUUCAGAGGGCGAAUCCAUUAAACUCGAUCAACCAUUAACGAGUAAUCCUAAUGUGGGUGGAUUUGGUCAAGGGGAUGCGGAAAUA
Messenger RNA from Eruca vesicaria subsp. sativa (arugula), 278 nucleotides. Lineage: Eukaryota; Viridiplantae; Streptophyta; Magnoliopsida; Brassicales; Brassicaceae. The record is from the annotation of a GenBank genome assembly.